Messenger RNA from Ilex paraguariensis (yerba mate), 1176 nucleotides. Lineage: Eukaryota; Viridiplantae; Streptophyta; Magnoliopsida; Aquifoliales; Aquifoliaceae. The record is from the annotation of a GenBank genome assembly.
AUGAAUCCUCAAACAGCGCUAGAAUUUGUAAAGCGCGGAGCUACUCUCCUUCUUCUCGAUGUUCCUCAAUACACACUUAUCGGCAUUGACACUCAGACGUUCUCUGUAGGCCCUGCAUUUAAGGGGAUCAAGAUGAUUCCACCUGGUCCCCAUUUUGUCUUCUAUAGUUCAUCAAGCAGAGAUGGACAUGAGUUCUCACCAAUCAUUGGUUUCUUUAUUCAUGCGACCCCAUCAGAGGUGAUUGUUCGCAGAUGGGAUCAACAAGAGGAGCGACUAUUCAAACUGCCAGAAGAAGAGGAAGUGAGAUACUCUGAAGCUGUAAAAAGUCUGGAGUUUGAUAGACACCUUGGGCCUUAUUCACUAGAGCGGUAUGGAGAUUGGAAGCAAUUGUCUAACUACAUUACAAAGAGUACCAUUGAACACAUUGAACCCAUUGGAGGAGAAAUCACGGUUGCAUGUGAAUCAGAGAUGGUGGUUAACAGUCCUAAAACAUCCAUGGAAGAAGUUUUGGCAGAGCAGUUGAAGAGUGGUAAAUUUUCAAGCCUCAUUGACAAGCCUAAGAGAAGUGGGUGCUAUUACACACCAAUUCCCCGUGUUAUAAAGCACAAGGGUAUUAGUGGGCAAGAACUUACUAAUUUGAACCUUGACAAGACACAUCUUUUGGAAAGCAUAUUGAAUAAUGACUAUGGAGGUGAUGAAGACUUACUUCUGGCAGAACUUCAAUUUGCAUUUGUUGCAUUUUUGAUUGGGCAAUCGCUUGAAGCAUUUCUACAGUGGAAAACUUUAGUUAGCCUCUUACUUGGCUGCACAGAAGCUCCUUUCCACACAAGGAGUCGGCUGUUCACCAAGUUUAUUAAAGCCAUCUAUUAUCAGCUGAAGUAUGGAUUGCAAAAGGACAAUACAGACACUGGCGUUGCAGAGAGGGGGGCUUUAGCAUUGCUGGAUGAGUCUUGGAUAUCGGCUGGUAGCUUUUUGCACCACCUUUGCAAGGAUUUCUUCUCUUUGGUGCUUGAAGCCCCAGUAGUAGAUGGAGGUCUUCUGACUGCGACAAGAAAACUCAAAACACUGCUUGAGGGAACUCUAGGAUGGGAAUUCCAGCAAAACAGUGCAGUUGACGGAAUGUGCUGCGAAAAUGAGUUUGCUCCAGUAGUCGUGGAUGACCCAAGUUAUAACUGA